Messenger RNA from Juglans regia (Persian walnut), 1320 nucleotides. RefSeq names its product metal tolerance protein 4-like. The record is from RefSeq and is a predicted model, not a curated record. Gene Ontology annotation, cellular component: membrane. Lineage: Eukaryota; Viridiplantae; Streptophyta; Magnoliopsida; Fagales; Juglandaceae. Gene Ontology annotation, molecular function: manganese ion transmembrane transporter activity. The coding region runs from base 54 to 1277 and encodes 407 amino acids. The transcript has 7 exons. Gene Ontology annotation, biological process: transmembrane transport; monoatomic cation transport.
GUUCUCUUGACUUUAUAUAGGAUAAUCCAGAGAGAGUGAGAGAGUUCCAAGAAAUGGAGGAUACGGAUCCGAAGACACCGAUGCUGGGGAAGGAUAGUCGGGGGUCUUCUCGCAGCGGUCGACAUGGCCGACUCAGUCGGCGGUACUCGGUUAACUCACUGCGGACAGAGUUUGUCUCCAGACUCCCUAACAGUGUCCGCUCUGCUCUCGACCUCGAGUCUUCCACCUCCGACCUUGAUCUUUCCAGAACCGGAGCCUUAAGCAAAGGACAAAGGGCGUACUAUGAAAGACAAUUCGACACCUUGAAAUCUUUCGAGGAAGUUGAUACUGUGAUGGCGUCAGAUAGCGUCGAUGAGGAAAACCUCGAGGAACAAGCUCAGCAUGAAAGAGCGAUGCGGAUUUCUAAUUAUGCCAACAUGAUACUACUGGCAUUUAAGCUCUAUGCCACAAUCAAGAGUGGAUCGAUAGCCAUUGCAGCAUCAACACUUGAUUCGUUACUGGAUCUCAUGGCCGGUGGCAUACUUUGGUUCACCCACCUGUCGAUGAAGAGCAUAAAUAUCUAUAAGUAUCCUAUAGGAAAGUUGAGAAUGCAGCCAGUAGGCAUAAUCGUAUUUGCUGCUGUCAUGGCUACACUAGGCUUUCAGAUAUUGAUCCAGGCUGUAGAAGAACUGGUUAAAGAUGAACCUUCUGAAGAUAUGUCCUCAAGUCAAAUGAUAUGGAUGUGCACAAUCAUGAUAUCUGCUACUGUGGUGAAACUUUUGCUGUGGAUAUACUGUAAAAGCUCAAGAAAUGAGAUUGUCCGUGCAUAUGCACAGGAUCAUUUUUUUGAUGUGGUAACAAAUGUAGUCGGAUUAGUUGCUGCUGUUCUGGGCGAUAAGUUUUACUGGUGGAUUGAUCCUGCUGGUGCUAUCAUCCUAGCGGUGUACACUGUUACAAAUUGGUCUAAAACUGUUAUAGAAAAUGCAGUUUCACUUGUGGGACAGUCUGCACCUCCUGAAGUUUUACAAAAAUUGACAUAUCUUGUCAUAAGGCAUCCUCAAGUCAAGCGUAUUGACACUGUCCGUGCUUACACCUUUGGUGUUCUUUAUUUUGUGGAGGUUGACAUCGAACUUCCAGAAGACUUACCCUUGAAAGAAGCCCACGCCAUUGGAGAGAGCUUGCAAAUUAAGAUAGAAAAACUUCCAGAGGUUGAGCGGGCGUUUGUUCACCUUGAUUAUGAAUGUGAACACAAACCAGAGCACUCUGUUCUCAGCAGGCUGCCCAACUCUCAGUCCUGAAUUUCAAACUUCUCUUACAGAUCCACAGAGAGUCUUUUGUUCA